CCACGUACACUCUGCUGGCUGCUGCGUGCCAUCCUGCCCCUGCUUCUCGUCUGCAUCGUCGUGCAGCUCCGCUCCGCUCACGCGACUCUGUUGCUUGCCGCCGGCCUCUUCGGCAACAGCGGCCAAGGGAAUACUCGUCCCACUGCCAGGUUCCAACACUCCCCAGUCCCAACAACUAAAUAAGGGGCCCGAUUGGUGGGUUGUCAAUCAUCAUCAUCAUCAUCAUCAUCGUCUAUAAUGUAUAUUCAUGCGUGCGGCCGGCUUUUGGUUGGGGCCUCUCAAGUCUCAACAUGCACGCCCGCUCUCUCACCCAUGCAUGUAUGUGCAGUGUGUUUGACUGUCUGUCACCACAAAUUGUUGUACACGUAAUAUGAUGACGUUUUGAUUUAGACUCGCCGAAUUCUUCUAAUGAUUUUAUUUUGACCCAAGUCAGCAAUGAAAACCCCUACCUAUUUUUUAUAUUCCAAAUCCGUUUAAUUCGCUCUAGGACCUUGACAGUCAAUAUCUUUAAAAAAUUUAAGGAAACGUUAAGAAUCAUGUGUUUAGAUUUGUCCUAAUAUAAUUUUAUAAUAUCACAAAUUUGUUAGAUUUUACAAAUAUAUUCUAACCAUGUCAGUCGCACCUCAAAGACGUAGAAGAAAAAAAAUAUCAAGCAUUUUUAGAUGGAGUAGAUGCAUUUUACGAGCACUCUACAUACUAGACCGGUUUUCGAAAUCGACAUUAACGGCCGCAAAUUUGUGAUGUGGCAAAUUUGUGAAGUCAAACGUUUAGAGUGUCUAAAAUCCAGAAUUCCUCAAGAAAGACUAUGCGAUUAGGAGAUUAUUAUCUAAUAAUUGAACAUUUUCAUCCAUCUUUAAUUAUCUGAGAUAAGCAGCAGCAACAAGUAAACCAGAAUAGCAUACAAUAAGACAAUUUUUUUACUACUCUGGCACAGAUGAAGGAGCCCUUCACAUUAUCAUUUGUGAAUGGCAAGUAACUGAAAUCAAGAUGCAUCUAUUCUUGUUUUUGGCCUCUCUGCACCAAGCGAUAUACCUUUCCUCACUUUUCUUAAUUAUAUGCCACGAUGCCAUCAGUCAAGUUUGAACUGCCGCAAAUUUGUGAUGUGGCAAAUUUGUGAAGUCAAACAUUUAGAGUGUCUAUAAUCCAAAAUUCCUCAAGGAAGACCAUGCGAUUAGGAGAUUAUUAUCUAAUGAUUGAACAUUUUUCAUCCAUCUUUUACGGAAUUUGAUAGCUUUCCGAACGAAUUUGUGUAUGCCGUUUUUAUCGCUUUCCUAAGGCCAUUCUUUUUUUUUAAGCGAACCGGUAGGGAUGCCCCUACCUUUUUUUUAUAUAUAACAGAAUGAUGGAUGUGUACAGUUUACAAGGUCCAAGGCCCGAAUAAAAAGAGGGUUCUUACAGGAGAUUACUCAACCAACAAAUGAUCUAACCACCCACUGAAGGUUUUGCUCUAAGCGAAACCUUUUUCAUUUCCUCCACAAAACUAACCUUCCACCGUGCAAAAGAGAGACUGUCCAUCAAAGACAAUGCUGUUCCUAUGGCACCAUAUAGUCCAGCAGGCCACAAUCACAAUUUCUCUGAAAAUACAAGAACCAAAGCGCUGUCGAGCUUGAAUAAUCAUCUGCAGAGGUUGUAAGGUCAUGUCCCAUUGGAUGUCUAGAUAAAUCCAGCAUGCCUCACUGAAUGGGCAGUUAAAGAAUAGAUGGGCAACACUGUUUCCUCGAGAUUUUCCACACAAAGCACACAACUGUAGGUGUCCAGAUGCACAUGUUUUCUUCUCAAAAGAUUCCUAAUAUUGAGACGAUCCUAAGGAGCAACCAAAAGAAGAACUUGUGUUUUUCGUGCGAGUGUGACCUCCACAUCCAUUUGAACAAAGGUGAGGAUGGUCUGCUCCCUUGCAGGCAAGAAUAGGCCUUUUUCCUCGUGAAUUCUGAUGAAUCCCAUGUAUACUGCCAUACAUCAUCAGCAUCUGCAUCCCUGGGCUGGGAGAGGAGGAGAUCUCUGAGCUCUAGAAGUUGGGCAUGAGCUUGCUGUGAGAGUGGCAACCAGUACAAGGAAGAGUCAUUGGAAUUGGUGUACUUCAGGAGGGAUAUGUUCCCUUUUCUAAUAGGCAUUUUGUAUUUGUGUUUUAAAAAAGGCACAUAAUCAAGAUACCAUUUAAUUCAUAAGUUGAAAUAUCUCCGCGCAAUGGUAAGUUUUCUUGGUCAGCGUCAGCCUUGAAACGAAAUGCCGCGCGGGCGCGGCCGCCUCGCGCCACUGUUCCGCGCCACCUCCGCCGUCGUCCGCCGCCACCAGCCCCGCCACCACUUGCGCGCCUCCCCGCAGGCCCUGCACCCUCUCAUCCUCAAGUCCGGACGCGCCUCGCGUCCCCACGUCGCCACGCGCCUCGUCGUCGCGUACGCUGACUCCGGCUGCCUCCCCCACGCGCGCAGGGUGUUCGACGAGACACCGCACAAGGACCUCAUCCUCUGCAACGCCAUGGUCGCCUGCUACGCCGCCCACGGGCUCGCGCUCCACGCAUGGUCCCUCGUCGCCUCCAUGCGCAGAAGCGGCCCCGAUCUCGCCGGGGACGGGUUCACCUUCAGCGCCCUGCUGCGCCCUCCGCGCCGGUGGCCAGAUGACGACGCCGGGCUGCUCCUCAGGCUGCGGGCGCUGGCGCACGGCCUCGUGCUCAGGCUGGGCCACCUCGCGGACGUGGUGGUGGCCACCGCGCUGCUCGACAUGUACGCAAAGUAUGGCCGGGUGGCCGACGCGCGGCGGGUGUUCGAAGCAAUGGUGGUCAGGAAUGUCGUCUCCUGGAACGCGAUCAUAGUCGGCUAUGGCUGCCAUGGUGAAGGCAAGGAAGCCGUUGAGCUCUUCCGGCGGAUGCUGAGGGAUGGGUGCUGCCGCCCGGAUGAGCGCACGCUCGCCAGUGUGCUCAGCUCCUGCGCCAACAUGGCGGCAGCGAGUGAGGCUACACAAGUUCACGCGUAUGCCCAGAAGAAGGGGUUGCAAGGAUUUCUUCAGGUGGCUAACGCCCUUAUCAUGGCGUAUGGUAAGAACGGUUUUGUUAGAGAGGUGACAAGGAUAUUUGCGAUGACAGACUACCCGGACAUAGUCACAUGGUCUUCCAUGGUUUCUUCAUAUGCUUACCUCGGACAUGCCAAGGAUGCCAUUCAUAUGUUUGAGAGAAUGCUCCAACAAGGCGUACAGCCUGAUGGCAUUGCCUUCCUUGGGGUUCUUUCUGCCUGUAGUCAUGCUGGGCUCGUUGAAGAUGGCUUACACUAUUUCCUUAUGAUGACGAGGGGCUACCGUAUUGGUCCGAGUCCGCAGCAUCUGGCUUGUCUGGUUGAUCUCUUAGGGAGAGCUGGCAGGAUUGAAGAUGCUUACGACGUUGUAGUCAAACUUUCCUGCGAAAGCAACGCUGAUAUUAUUGGAGCUUUCCUUGGUGCUUGCAAGAUGAGGGGCAAUAUCGAGUUGGCAAAGUGGGCCACUGAUAAGCUUCUAUUCCUGGAGCCAAGCGAGGCAGUAAAUUAUCUGCUUAUGUCCAACACAUUUGCUGCUGCAGGAGAUUGGAAUGAGCUUGCAAAAGUAAGAAGUGUGAUGAGGAACAGGUGUGUCAACAAGGUGCCUGGCUGUAGCUGGAUAGAGAUUGGUGGAACGGUUCAGACAUUUGUCUCCAAUGAUAUGGUGCUCCAUCGAUCAAUGGAGAUGCAACAAAUGAUGGAACUUACUAUUUCAGAAGUGCAAAAGGAGUGCAAUGAAGACACAAUUUACAAGGAUUCACUUUUAAUUUGAUAAUGGCAGCGACACUUCUCCAGAUAUUUGAUUAUUAAUCUGGGUCAGCUUGGCAUCUGCAUUAGUCUCAGAGCUUAUCAGUUUGCCACAUGAUCUUUAUUUGGUUCAGCAGAUUAUAUAUGGUACUCGUUAAGUUUUACACUGGUCAUGCAUUAAGGGUACUGGUGUUGGCUUGGAAGAGGGUACAGAUUCCAGCUUGCUCACCAGAACCAACAGCAAGUUAGUACAGGAGGUCUAUUUCAUUCAGUUUUGAACAUUCUGCACUGACUUUGAGAAACCGAAGGACUACAGCAAGCUAGUACAGGUACUUGCUGAGAUGACUGGUCUUUGAGUUAACUGCGUGGUUGAAUGCACAGGCCACAUUGAUGCUAUGGGUUAUGUACUUGAUUAUGUUCAUAAUAAUGGAUGUGGUGUUGCUGUGCCGGUCCAGUGCCAAGGAUAUCGUGAGCAAGGCUCACCCAAUGAACUCACUGAAGAAAGAUGACCCUGAAAGGAACUCCCUUGGGAACUACAAACCACGCUCCAAAGUCUCUUGGUUGUGGAAUUGUACGUGACGGAAUCUAUGUUGUUGACCAUUCAGGUGAAAACUUGAAUAGUAACACUUCUUUUGACAAUCAAAGAUGAAGUUCAUAUAUAAGAAAGAUAUACUGUAUUUGUAAAGAGAUUUUGAAAGAUAUGGCCAACAAAAUAGCAUCUGAGGUUCUGAACUGCUUCCGGGAGCUAUUCCCAUAUCAGAACAUUGUAAAUGACUUGGCUGACACACUUUUUCACUAACUUACUGCAUAGGAGUUGGAUCGGAGAUAUUUCAUCACCUACAGUGUGUGCUAUUCACAGAUAUUAACAAGCAUUCAACCUCAUGCUUUAAAUGUGGCCCCAAUGCAACACUUGGUACAUACCGUCGAGUAAUUAUUCCCCUUUAGGCUUUUACAAAUGUAACUGUUCAUGUGGAGUCUGUCAAUUCUCUCAACCAUCCAAAUGAACCAUUUCAACCAUACACCAGGGUUCUAUGCAUCUUUCCAUUGGAUGCAUCACUCAAGUUUGACUCAUCUGAUUCUCCAGAAGACUUGGCUGCUCUCCUGUGUGUUCCAUCUAGGGCAGGCUGUUACAGGGUAAAAAAGUCCUUUGGUGGAGGAUGACACAUUUGUUUUAUACUAUGAUUUCCUUUUUUGGCUCUGUAGACCAAUUAUUACUUGUUUUUACUUUAAUAUGAAAUCUUACAUAAGGAGGACCAGAAAGAUGUGAAUCAAUUGGCACUCUGAAAUUUAAAGAAUAUGGUUCAUUGUAAAAAAAAUAUAUAUAUAAAAAGGGCUGACAGGAGGGUGCAGUAAGUGACAUUCAUGCAUAAGUUAAAGGGUUUUCCAUAAAUUGAAAAGGGUUGUUUGGAAGAGUGUGUUGCUCUAGUAAUUUUCAGAUUUAUUUUAAAUUUGAAAGAAUCUAGUUAUUAGUAUGAAUUUGAACAAAAUUUUAAGGUAUUUGUAAUAAAGUUCCUGCUAUAUAAAUAUAGUGCAAGAAUAGUAUAGGGCCUUAUUUCUAAACUGUGAAACAGGGAAAAUUUCAAGUUAAUCUAAGAAAAUGAAAUGAAAAGCAUUUUCCAAUUCUAUUCUAUCUAUUUUCUGUUGUUUUCUUGUGCAGAAAAAUCCAGAGAGGAAAGACUAUGGUGACCUAUUAUUGAGGGUCCUUGCUCACCAAGGCAGCAGUGACAAGAAUUCACCACAUCACAAGAGCAGCCACAACUAGGAGAUACCAAGCAAAAAAAAAAAAAAAAAAAACAAGUGUGCUCAAGAAGUGAAAGGAGUGAUUCAUAUAUCAAUACAAGUUCAAGGAUCAAGAUGGUCCUAUGCUUGGAUUGCUUUGGUUAUAUGGCGAGGAAGGCAUCAAAGUCGUCUACACAUCAAGAAGCUGGAGACAAGAUGAAGCAGAAGGAUGUGGCAGAAGAAGAAGCAUCCCCGAAGGCUGGGGAUAAGAAGGGGGAGAAGACUGUGGAGAAGAGUAAGAAAGGGAAGGAGAAGGACACGGGGGCUCCCCUUGUCGUGCCUCACUUUCCUCAGCGUUCUACACCAGGCUUGCUCUAGUUUUGAGUCGCGUCGUGUCUUUGGUUCUCUUGGUGUUCUUGCUGAAGCUAAGUAGGCAAUUAGAGUGGAAAUACUUAUGGUAGGUUCCAAAGGAAAUUACUCAUCUGAUGUGGAUAAUCAGAACUAGCGUGCUGAGUUGCCAGCUUCUCAAUGGAUCAUCUUGUGCCCAGAAGUUGAUUACUGUCCAUAGUAGCUCAAUAAGAAAUCAUGUUUAACUC
Messenger RNA from Setaria italica (foxtail millet), 6064 nucleotides. Its product is annotated as pentatricopeptide repeat-containing protein At2g46050, mitochondrial. Gene Ontology annotation, molecular function: protein binding; RNA binding. The transcript is spliced from 4 exons. The record is from RefSeq and is a predicted model, not a curated record. The coding region runs from base 2224 to 3774 and encodes 516 amino acids. Gene Ontology annotation, biological process: RNA modification. Lineage: Eukaryota; Viridiplantae; Streptophyta; Magnoliopsida; Poales; Poaceae.